AUGGCUCGUUCCAGCCCAGGAAGAGACGGCGAUUGUAAAGAGCGAAGAAACGAAGCCGCGUGCCCUAACCUAGCCUAUCUAAUGCAGCAGAUGCAUGCUCGGCCAAGGGAACGAGGCGACGAUCGUGCAUUCAUCAGCGUAAACGACGGCGGUGGCCCGAAGCGAGUGUUUCCAUUCCAGCCAACCCCGAGCGGUAACCUGAAGAUCGUUCCUAAUCAGGUGGUGUUCGAAUCGAAGAAGGUUAGCGUGCUGGUCGCUGAUCCGCGACACACGAAGGUUAACGUCAAGGCCGAGCUAAAUAGAGCCGGAAACGAGCUCGGUGGACGCGUUUCCGAGUCCUCAGCGCGACCCAGGCUCGUCGAUCUUCCGCCGGGUGUCUCAUCGUCCACGAUCAAUCAGUUACAGGCUCAGAAGAAACUGCCAGCUGUCGACGACGAGUACAGGCCCGCGAAGCAUCCGUUCAAAGCGAAGAUCGGCCAAGCGGAGAUGAUGGAACAGAAACAGCAGCAACAGCAGCAUCCAGCCACGUCAGCGUCUUACGAAACACCGUUGUUGCAGGAGGUGCCACUCUCCACACUCGGAUUUACGAGUGAACAGCCAAUCGAUUGGGAUAACAUAAUUCUCCCGGAGAAGACCGACCUGUAUCAGGAGUUAGCCAGGCGUAUCACAAAUUACAAGAACGCCGAUUGUAUCGUGCGAAUCGAUCAGGACGAGUUCCAUUGCCACCUGCUGGUGUUGCAGAGCUACAGCAGCUUUUUCGACGAGAAGAAUUGCAAGGAGAUCGAUUUGACCGGGAGCGACGUGUCCUCGAAGGCUUUCUCGAUCAUCUACGACUGGAUGAUCAGCUCGCAGAACGAGAGCUACCGCCUUUUGCAGAGGGACAACAUUCUAGAGAUCUUCAUCACUGCUCAGUAUCUCGAAAUUAAAGAACUGGAAGAACAAUGCUGGGCUUUCAUAGACAACGACGAGUUGUUCACAGAGGACACCGCGUUUCUGUUGUACCUGGAGGCGAAGAAGAUUCGAAACACCGCGGUUAUGGAACUGAUGGUGCCGAGAAUUAUGAAAUUCUUCCUGAUGCUCGUCGGCACUAAAGACUUUCUCGAGCUGUCCAUGGACGAACUGUGUCUUUUGUUGAAGUCGAAUUACAUUUCUGUCAAUAGCGAAAUGGAGGUUUUAAUGUCCGCUGUACGAUGGUUGAUGUACGACUGGGAGAACAGAAAGCAAUACAUGCUGGAUGUAUUAAAAUGCAUUAGAUUUGGAUUGAUCGCGCCGUGGCAGUUGGUGGAUGUCAAGAGGAAUCCAGAAAAUCCCGAAUUUAUGGAGCUAAUGUCUUAUCCGGAGGUGCAAAAGAUGGUCGACGAUGGUUUAGCUUUUGUCAUUAUAAAAUAUUGGUACGGUAAUCAAACGGAGGAUUACUAUCAUUGGAUCGACCUAUUGGGUCUCUCAGAACCGACGAAUCGAAAUUGGGCUGGAGAGGACAAGAACUACGUGACGUAUCGAGAAUUUUUGCUGUACCUCGAGGAAUAUCAGAGAACGAAACUUUCAGAGCUGAAAGCACCAAAAAUACGUCCAAACAAAACACCCACGAAUUCACCCCAUAACGAUUACUCGUUUCCGCCUACUAGAGUGCCUAACAACUACGUUCAGAGCUCCGGUAUAAAAUAUGAAACGAAAUUAUUUAAUCUGUUAGGCGACAACGGCGCAAUUCACAACGACACAGCGAUGCAUUCGAGGCACUCGAAACCAGCACCGCCGAAUUAUUUGCCAGUGGAGAUGCCUGAGGGCAUGAUGAUGCCUCCGAAAUUAAUGAACGAGUACUUGAGCAACCUGGAGAGAAGCAAAGGGAGUGAGGAGAGAACAAUCGUCUUCGAUACAAGAUUCGGUGGCGGAGAAUCGCCGAGGCUUUCCUGCAGACCGUCAAUCAACGAGAAACACACGAUGGAAGAGUGUCAGCGCAGCGUGAAUUCAUCGGACGUCGAUAAAUUGGAUUACGAGAGCCGGCAGGAGAAGAACGCGGCGGAUGUUUGCCGGUGCCAGCAGCAGCAGCGCGAGUCGAAUUUCAUAGACUCUGGUAAAUCCGAGGAAGAGGCAGCCACCACGAUACAGGCUGUCUACAGAGGAUACAAGACGCGGCGAAAACUCGACGAAAUAAAGAAAUCGACAUCUGGAGAGAAGCAGCAUAUGAAGAAGGUAGUGCAACUUUUGGGCAUUCCGAUGGACGAAACGUUUCGCAAUCCCUCGAUGGAGCCCAUCAGAAUUUCAAACAGUUCAGCAAACCAAAUGAGAAAGGAGAAGGACGAAACACAGCGCGCGUCGAGUCCCAGAAAGAGGAGCAAGGAACCGUCGAUCCUUCGACUUCAAAAUCAACGUUGCAUCGAGGAUCCGUCGAAUCAGUUCGAUGCUAGUAGUGCCGCUUGUUACACGAUCGAGGAACAAAGAAAACAGGAAAUUCCGCAAAAUUCGACGAGCCAACGAGAAACAUUGAAAUCCAUCAAGACUAUAAAGGCACCGGUGUUUUUCUCGCAUUACGACGAAAGAACCAGUUCCCCAUCAGAUAACACAGACACGGACGAUCCUUUCUCUCCGCGGACCGACGCGAAAUCGACGACCACUGAUUUCGAUAAUGGCGUCGCGAUCGACGAGGAGAAGAACCGAAUGAGUUAUCCGGACAGCGAGAAUAUUCAGCGAACAAAAUUUACCGCUAGAAGUAACCAGAUUCGAGCAUCGAACUACAAGCCACCUCUCCCGCAAAGGAUCAGUAGCAGCAUGAUAGCUUCGAACGCGAACAGCUAUUUCCUCGACAGUUCUCUGUACUUUCCUGACCGAGAGUCAAUCCUAGUGUUCGGCGGUGUCGAUCCACACGAGGAAUACGGUCGAAUCGGAAACACCGGCAAGAACAUAUACAGAUUUAAGCCUGACGAGAACAUUUGGGAGUUCGUGGGGGAAAUUCCACUGGCGCGACAUCACCAUUCGGUCGCUUACCUAAGAGGCCGUAUUUACUUAGUGGGAGGUGCAGAUCCCCUGGAAGACAAACUUCUCAGGAAGAGCAUCGCGGUUGGAAACGUAUGGAGUUACGACCCAACUACCAGGACUUGGUUCAAAGAACCUGGAAUGCUGACAGCCAGAAAGGACUUCGGAUUGGUGGUCAGCCACGGGAGAAUGUACGCGAUAGGAGGGCAAGGCAGGAACGGGAUAGCUUUGAAGACAGUAGAGGCUUUCGAUCCCACGGAUUCCACGUGGAGGGAAGUGCAACCGAUGCAGACCGCGCGGGUUGGACCGGCCAGCGUGAAAUAUCGGGAUUUUAUCUGGGUCGCUGGCGGGAUGACAAAAUCGAAAAAGGAGCUAUUCUCGAAGGACGUGGAGUGCUACGACCCGAUCAACAAUUUAUGGCUGAAAACGGUGCCUUUGAGGUCGCCAAGGUGCUUUGCCUCCUUCUACGUCUUGUCUGAUUGUCUUUACAUGAUCGGCGGAGCCUCGACUACGGAGAACGCCACUCAAAGCGUGGACAGUGUGGACGUUUGGGACGGAAACGAUUGCGUUUGGAGGGAACACGCGACAAUGUCGAUCGCUAGACACGGACAUUCUAUCGGUUCGAUAGGUGAUCAAUUGUUGAUAAUUGGAGGAGUCACCACGGUAUUCAUGAAGACCCUGAGCAGCGUUGAAUGUUACUGUUGCAACAUAGGGAAGUGGAUGAAGGGCGUAUCCGCGUUGCCGCAUCCGGUUUCCGGUCACGGAACCGUGUCUCUACCUCCGGCUAAUCUUCUGAUAAAUCACUGA
Messenger RNA from Habropoda laboriosa, 3777 nucleotides. RefSeq lists its product as uncharacterized. NCBI's taxonomy places the organism in Eukaryota, Metazoa, Arthropoda, Insecta, Hymenoptera, Apidae. The record is from RefSeq and is a predicted model, not a curated record. Gene Ontology annotation, molecular function: protein binding.